Messenger RNA from Aspergillus caelatus, 1884 nucleotides. Its product is annotated as Zn(II)2Cys6 transcription factor domain-containing protein. Gene Ontology annotation, molecular function: zinc ion binding; DNA-binding transcription factor activity, RNA polymerase II-specific. The transcript is spliced from 6 exons. Bases 77 to 1849 code for a protein of 590 amino acids. NCBI's taxonomy places the organism in Eukaryota, Fungi, Ascomycota, Eurotiomycetes, Eurotiales, Aspergillaceae. Gene Ontology annotation, biological process: regulation of DNA-templated transcription. The record is from RefSeq and is a predicted model, not a curated record.
CACACUGCUUGAAUCCUCCAUCACAUUUCUUUUUUUCCCUUCCAAAGAAGGAGUUCGUCAACUGACUGAAGACAUCAUGACAUCACCAAGGUCAUCGAAGGAUCUCCGCAGCUGUGAUCGAUGUUUUAUCAUGAAAACGCAGUGUGAUCUAGCCGAAGUAUGCGGCCGAUGUAAGCGUCUUGGGCUAGAAUGUACGAAUAUUCGACCUGUCAAAUCCAAGGGCCGACCACGAAAGUCACAGCGCCCGAACCAGCCGCAAGGAGAUACCCAGCCACCCACCCGAGGGCGUACACCAGAACGUGUGUCGCCCUAUCCACCUGACAUGAUCAUUCAGGCUGUUUUAACCGGUUUGAACCAACAUGUCGAUCCCCUGCUGGCUGGGCCUCUAUUACAACACAUUCGGACUUUAAGACCUGGUCAUGGCCUCUGUGCUGUUAUGCUAGCGGAGCCACAUUCGGCUGUUGACAACGGCCUUGACAUUCACAACCCAGCUCUAUAUUGCAGUAUCAUUUCUAUCGUGCUGGAACUCUGGCAACGGAGGGUCCACCAGCCUGACGAGCAGUCACUUCAACAGAAAAGGGAUUUAAUUCGAGAAGAAGCAUUGUCGCGGAUUCCGCAUAUCUUUUCACGCUCUGAGCCAUCUGUAUCUGACGCUCUAUCCUUGCUCUUACUCAGCCAUACGUGGUGCCUUACCAGUCAGCAUAUCGAUGCUGCAGCUCAAUGGACUGCUCUCGCGCACUUCAUCAUAAAUAAUAGUAUCAAGGGGCGAGAUCUACUAUCCUAUGCUCCUCGUGAAGUGGACAAACGCGUAUCCUUCGGCUGCACUCUCCAGGAAAGCACGCUCAACCUGCUUCACUACAGUGCCAUCAAUCAUGGCGAACAAAAAGUGGCGACAGACCAUCUAUACCACAUAUUCAAUGUGUCGCCGGUAUCGGAAUGCAACUCUGCUUCUGCUUCCCAACGGUUCCCAGCAGAGUACUUGGCACUAUUCAUCCCAUUGAUCAGAAUAUGCAGUCUCGUUCUCACAGAGCCCCCUUCGGGAAGCCGCGAUUGGCUCAACGCAUACGAUGAUAUCGAGGCUUUCUACAUUGCAUUUCCUAUCUCAUUACUUAGGUUCGACAAUCUUCGGUUCCUGUACCAGGCAGAGGCAAUGGUUUGGAUGCAUGGACUUUUGAUAAUCCUCUACGUGGGAAGGGACUUGCUUAGCAUUCUUCUAAGACCGCUAGAUGAUGACACGCUAAGACAUGUUCUUAAUCAUUCAUUGCUUAUCGGCGAAGUCCUUCCUUCAAUCGAGCGUCUAGCCGACGGGUUCGAGGAUACAUCUCCCGCAUUAAUAUUUUUCCUCCUCCUUUCAUGCGCGGUCCACAUCGCUACGCUCGGAAGAUAUGCAUUAGACCAGGGGAGAGCAGUGUUGUUUGCCGCCAGUGAUGAAAGUGGCACCUCCGCCAGCAUCCCACAGAAAAUAAUAACGUCAAGCUGGAUGCAUCUUCACAUUGUCUCACAGAUCCGCAAGUCCUGUCCACGGUACGACCUGCCUCUUCUGACUGAUAUCGAGCGAUUACUUGCAGUUUGUUACAGUCGCACUGUGCUGGGAGUUGCGUCUGCUGAGACAGUCUCUGCAACGCAGCUGAUGCUUUAUCGAUGGAAAGGGCGGGGAGGAGGGGUGGCACCACUAAGAGUUCCGAUGGCACUGGCGGAGUGGGAGUUCCCCCAGCGACCUGAGGAUGACAUAUUGAAGUGUAUUCCAAACCACACUGAGCUCUCGCCUGGCAUUGUGGCUGAGCUCUGUGAUUCACAAAGCAGAAUUGUCCAGGAAGGUUAUUUCGACUUGAGUAUCGUCAUACCAUGAGACUCUGAUACACAUUUUGUGGCGUGCGCGAUUCA